AUGGCGAUUAUUUCGAAUUCUGGAAUUGCGUCUGUUGGUGCUGGUGUUGAUUUGUGUAGUGGUUCUUGUGUUUGUGUGUAUAUUUGAAUCGAUGUUUCUGUCCAUCGUGUAAUUUAAUAAUGAGAUAGAUGAGAAGAGUUUUUCAUCGCUGUAAACUGAUCGCGAUGCAAAUACACCAGGGUCUGACGUUGCAUUCUGUAAGCAUUUAGCCUCAAAGCGUUGCUGCCCAAUCCUUCGACAUCAAAAUUCUCCUCCUGGAAUAUUGGUUUUCAACUCAACUUAAUCUCAGUUUCUUUUUUCUCGCCCUCGACGAUCAGCAAACAAGUGUCAUGUCCUUUGAUGCAACAACUUUAAAAGCCAACUUGGAUCAAGGUGCGUACAGUAUUAUAUCCCCAAACGACGAAGGUUCUCAUCAUGAACUGUAGAAUCUCAGUAUCUCGAUACUCAGAUCCAAUCGUCGCCUACCGGCAGGGCCCCGAAGUUCGCAAGCGCAUUCGGUGCACUACUCACGAGCGCCAUUCUUGCAAUUCUUCGACAUGAGGUAAGCUUUUCCGGAAAUUCCCUCCUCUAAUCAUUGGCCGCGUAUUCUUCUCUUAAUCGUGUUUCGCUAACCCGCCAACGCAGGAAUCCCUCAAACUACUCCUCCCCAAGCAAUGGACCACUACUUUCGCACCUCUUCUUCCGCACACGGUCCUCUAUCGAGCGGUGGCUAGUACUAUAGCAGUCACUAUAUACUGUAGUUGCAUUGUGAAUCUCUUCGCGGAGCCGAGAUGGAGGGAGAGAUACCUGCCGUUGAUGUGUUGGAUGGUGAUAGUGGUGAUUGGGAUGAUAGUGUUGGUAUCUAA
Molecule: messenger RNA, 845 nt
Organism: Hymenoscyphus albidus
Lineage: Eukaryota; Fungi; Ascomycota; Leotiomycetes; Helotiales; Helotiaceae
Source: the annotation of a GenBank genome assembly